This is a messenger RNA of Scheffersomyces coipomensis, 510 nucleotides long. RefSeq lists its product as uncharacterized. NCBI's taxonomy places the organism in Eukaryota, Fungi, Ascomycota, Pichiomycetes, Serinales, Debaryomycetaceae. The record is from RefSeq and is a predicted model, not a curated record. Gene Ontology annotation, cellular component: mitochondrion. Gene Ontology annotation, molecular function: protein-folding chaperone binding; zinc ion binding. The transcript has a single exon. Bases 1 to 510 code for a protein of 169 amino acids. Gene Ontology annotation, biological process: protein import into mitochondrial matrix; protein stabilization; protein folding.
AUGUUAAGAACAGUGCCAGCAAUGGUGAGGCGUGUUCCUGUUUACCAAAGAUUCAUAAUGCCAAAAUUAACCAAUUUCCAAAGAGUUCAAUUUAACUCCACCAAACUGACUGAUGCUAGUUUCAAAGUAGAUAAUCCCCAAUUAAUGAUAGCAUUCACAUGUAAGAAGUGUGAUACUCGUUCAUCGCAUACAUUCUCAAGACAAGCUUAUUACAAAGGUUCGGUGUUGAUUCAAUGCCCUGGGUGUAAGGGUCGCCACUUGAUAGCUGAUAAUUUAAAGAUAUUUAAAGAUAACAAAUUCAAUAUAGAAGAUGUGUUAAAGGCAAAGGGUGAAUCUGUUGCUACAGGUACAGAAGAUUUAGCCUUUGAAGAUAUACCAGAAAGCUUGCAAUCUACUUUAGGACAUUAUGCUAAAGAUGCUCCAGAAGAAUUUAAGAAAGAGGAAAGUACAGCUGAAGAAGAUGUUCAAGGUUUACCUUCUGUGGAUGGAAGUAAAGAUCCAAAAGCUUAA